GUCAUCCACCAGUCAUAGCGUUUCAACGCUAUCUACUCCUUAGUACCCAAUACUCAACUAAAUAAAGUUGACUUGGAAGACUCUAUCAUUGCACCUCUUAUGCUUCAAUGGUUCCUAUAUCUUUUGAAGACGGUGGGAAAAAGGGCUGCUGUUGUCUCUCUUUGGAUAUAGUUAAAUAUAAUCUUCUAUCAUAGAUAACAAAUCCAUCUGCGAGAAAUGACAACAGUAACAUCGACAUUGCUGAGCAUGAUGAGGAGUGUACUGCAAUGGCUUCCUCUUCAUUACCAUCUCGGUAAUGAUGACAGCCCAAACAAUGCUUCAGUCUCUUCCUCUUCAUCUUUGCAAAGGACUAGCAGCUCCGAAUUCGAUCGCUUGGAACUGUACAAAGCUGCGCUCAAUGGUGACUGGGAAAGUACUUCACAAUUAUUGGUGCAUAAUCCACGAUUAUUCUCCGCCCGGUUCGGAACAGAUGAUUCCCCAGUGCUUCACAUAGCAGUUGAGUUAGGAGAGGCCAGAAUGGGUUUCGUGGAGAAUUUGGUUGAGUUUAUGGGAAGUGAGGAUCUGGCUCUGCGGGAUUCUGAUGGCGCCACUGCCCUUUUCAACGCUGCAAGGGCUGGCAAUAUAAAAGCAGUCAAGUUGUUAGAGAACAAAAACCCAAGGUUGCCCAAUAUCUGCAACCGCUACGAUUUUGCGCCUCUUCACACCGCUGUUAAGUAUGGUCAUAAAGAGCUGACUUUAUAUUUAUUAAGCGUCACCAGAGAUAAUGAACCUCCAUAUCCUUUCUCAAAUUCACCUGGAAUCGAGCUUCUGCGCAGAGCACUAAUGGUGGGGUUUCAUGAUGUAGCACUGUAUCUGGUUGAACGUUAUCCUCACCUUGCCACAUGCCAUUUCGAUUCCGCCCCCCACAAUGAUGCUAAUGAUUCUGAUGAGGAUUUUACCCCUUUGACAGUAUUGGCUAAAAGGCCUUGGGCUUUCCGAAGUGGAAGUCGCUUCAACUUAUGGCAACUCAUAAUAUAUCACUGUUAGUUUCUUUA
Molecule: messenger RNA, 1034 nt
Organism: Vitis vinifera (wine grape)
Lineage: Eukaryota; Viridiplantae; Streptophyta; Magnoliopsida; Vitales; Vitaceae
Exons: 4
Coding region: 217-1026 (269 amino acids)
Molecular function (GO): protein binding
Source: RefSeq, a predicted model, not a curated record